Molecule: messenger RNA, 4973 nt
Organism: Saccostrea cuccullata (small rock oyster)
Lineage: Eukaryota; Metazoa; Mollusca; Bivalvia; Ostreida; Ostreidae
Exons: 16
Coding region: 28-2916 (962 amino acids)
Biological process (GO): glucose metabolic process
Cellular component (GO): endoplasmic reticulum
Molecular function (GO): protein binding; ADP-specific glucokinase activity
Source: RefSeq, a predicted model, not a curated record
UAUUCAGAAAAUGAUUAACAUCAAAACAUGGCAAGUGAAAGUAACAGUCACGGUGAUGACUGUGACAGAAUAAAUUUAGUUAAAAUUCCUCCGGAACGGAUUGGACAUGUAGCAGUAUGUUCAAAUAAAUACAUGUUAGUAUGGGGAGGAUACAAUGAUGAUUUUAAUCCUCCCUACACAGAAAAAUAUCUACCAGCAAAUGAAUUGUGGAUUUACAAUACAGAAUUUAAAGUUUGGUAUUAUGAGAGAUGUAAUGUCCAUCCUGUUGCGGCCUCUGGAUCCACAGUCUGUUUAGGGGAUGGGUUUAUGUACCUGUUUGGUGGCCAUGCUCACUAUGGUAACGUCAAUGAUCUGUAUCGAUUAGAUCUGAGCACAUUACAGUGGGAAAAAAUGAUGCCUCAGGAGAAACAUGAAAAAAUGACACCCAGUCCCCGAGACAAAGCAGUAUCCUGGUACUAUAGAAAAAAGUUUUAUACAUUUGGAGGGUUUGGCGUCCCUACACAGGGAUAUAUGGGAGAUGGCAAGUCUUUCUUUCAAGAUGAAAUUCCAGAACAGAGAGGCUGGAACAAUCAGCUGUGUGUUUUUGAUGUGACUACAAUGGAGUGGAACAUUCCAGACUGCAUGGGACCAAAGCCCUCUGCCCGAGCUGCCCAUACAGCAGUGAGGUUUGGUAACAAGGUUUACAUCUUUGGAGGACGACAUUUAAAUCUCAGGCUUAAUGACGUCCAUUGCCUUGAUCUGAACUCACUGUCAUGGAGUGGGAGGUUAUUAAUUGAUGGCUGCCAACCCGAGGGCAGGUCCUGGCACACUGCUGUAGGUCUAUCUGACAACAGAAUGUUUGUGUAUGGUGGCUUCACCACUGACUGCCAGCCCCUUAGUGAUUCAUGGAUUCUAAAUAUCAGCAGCCUACAGUGGACUCAGUUAACAUAUUUCCCUCAGACCCAUUGUCGUCUCUGGCACACUGCAUGUGUGACACAGGAUCAAGAUGUCCUGAUCUACGGGGGAUGUGAAAAGAACAUACUGGACUAUGACACUAUAUGUGAGAUUAAGAAUGACAUUUUAGAAUUCCAGUUUGAACCAUACACACUGAAAAAGCUGUGUAUGGAAUGUGUUUACAGAUUGCGUGUCCGAUUAGGAAGUCAGUGGGAUUCCCUACCGCGACCCAUUUCUGAUUGGUUACAUAAAAAAGAGACUCUCGACAUCCAGUUACUGAUGUCAUCAGAUUCGGACUCACAUUGUUCAAUAGAUAUUUACUAUGAAUUUUUAUACAGAUAUAACAAAGUAUGCUUAUAUAAUGAAACAAAAUUGUCUGUCCCGUUUGCACUUCGUUAUGUAACAGGAGAGGAGAAAGUGCAGUGGAGCAGACCGGGAUUCGAACCCGGGCCCCCUAAAACUCAGUUGAAUGCACGUUCAUACAAAUCUCAUACUUCAGUCACUGGGAAAGAUAAAUUGCGGAUAUUUGGGAACAGUUUUCGGGAAUCAUUAAUAAUGGCUGUGAAAACGAUAGCAGUGUUUUCUUCCCUUGUGAUCGUCUUUGCGUAUUUUGCAAAAUUAUACUUAGAUAGAAGUUCGGCAGGUGCGGAGAGAAUGAGCCAUAUUUUGUCAGGCCUGCUGAGAGCAGAAAAGAAAAUAGAUGCUCCAAGAACCCGUGUAGCACUGGGCUUUGGUGGCUGUGAAGACUUGAUUGUAGAUGGAAUGUCUUUUAUAAACAAGUUUAAUUUAGAAGCGCCUGGAAAACCGAAACAUCACGACUCCGUUGGGACAAAAGAAGAGCUUUCUGAGUUGUUUGGUUACUUUUUCCAGCAUGGGGCUGCUGCAGAGAGAUUUGUCAGCAACAACACACUGUUUAAGGAGCUGACUGAUGCAGCCUUUUCUAUGGCUGAUCACAAGUCCAUCUUGGGAGGAAACGCACCAGUGAUGGCCAGGAGAAUGGCAAACGAGGGGGCGGAGGUGCUCCUAGGGGCGAGGUUUACUAAGGAACUUAGACAAACUCUGCCUGACACAGUUAAAGUCGUGGGAGAAGAUUUAGAUGUUAAUGAUAUCCAUUUGCUAUUGGAGUAUAAAUCUGGAGACAAGUGGGGCAAGUUUAUCUCACCAAGGGCCAACAGAUUGAUUGUACACAGCGAUGAAAGCAACCCUUUUAUAGAAACCUUAGAAGGACUGGAGGCGGAGAUCAAGACGUUCAAACCAGCGGCUUUAGUUGUGGGAGGCUUGCAGAUGCUGGAUAAUUUUCCUUUCGAAGAAGGAUCAAGGUUAAAAAGAAUAACCAAACUAAAGAAUUUGUUAGCAUCAACACCAAGAAAAACAAGUAUCCAUUUUGAGUUGGCAUCAUUUACAGAUGAAGAAUUAAUGAGAGAAAUCAAAGACAAUGUAGUUCUGUACUCAGAUAGUCUGGGUAUGAAUGAGCAGGAGUUACCUAACUUGGUUAGUAUUCUCACAAAGGGGAAAGUGACAUUAGUGGCUGAUGCCUAUCCUAGAAUUGCCCCAGUACUAGACCAAAUGAGACAGGUUUAUGAUAUUCUGAGUAAAACGGAGGAGGUAGACGGAAGAAGAAAAGUCUCGAGGAUUCAUGUCCACACACUGGCGUAUCAAGCAAUAUUGACAAAGAAGGGAAGCCAGUGGAAAAAAACAAUGCAUGCCACAGCCAAAGCCUCUCUGACAGCUUUUAGACACGUCUGUAAUUCUAACUACAUUGACACAGAGAAGGCACGGCUCAUCAUGGAUGAUUCAUUUUCCUCCAGUACAUUACAGUCUGCUCAGCGAAUACCACUGGAGGAGAACCGCCCAGUGUCAUGCUGGGAGGAAAGAGAUUAUCAGAUUUGUGUGGCACCUGUUCUGGUGUGUACCAAGGUGGUGCAGACAGGAGGAGGUGGAGACAACAUUUCAUCGGCUGGUUUACUGGUACAGGUGGAAUGAUUCUAAUUGUGCUAUGUGGAGAGGUGGAAGAAGAAUUGAAAUUCCAGGUGAUUGUUUGAGUGCUGAUACUUGUAUUUAUUCUUAUUUACAUUCUAGAAUUUUAAAAAAUAUAACAAAUUGCAUUUGAAUCUGCCCAAAAAUUUGAUAGUCAUGAAAAAUAACAAAGAAUCACAAGGUGCAUUUGUUGUAAAAAUAUGUAUAGGUAAUAAAAUGAAGGCUGAUAGGUGUGGAAAGGUUGCUUUUGUUUGAUUCAUUGAAUGUUGGAUUUAUGAUGUUGUUAUGAUAAUAUGAAGAAUUUCAUCUAUCUAAAUUGGAAUCCAUUAAUUGUAUUAACUCUACAGAGAUAUAAAUAUCUAUAUAUUUUGUGUUUGUGAAAGUCUAUGUGGUAUGCUAGAAAAUUUUUCAAUAGUUGAUGUUGUCAUUAUUUUUUAAGGAGAUUGAAUUCAUUCACUUAAAGUGAUUAUAAACUGAGGGACCAUGAAAUUUAAUGAUUUUUUUUAAAAUUCAUUCUUGUGUUGGAGAACCCUUGUGAUUGUUAUGAACUUUCCUUGAUAUUCUUGUUGAGGAAUUGUUAUUCUAUGAUCUCAAAUCUAUCAUUCUUCAGACUUAGAGGAAAUUUAUGCAAUGUUCAGAGAUAAAAAUUACAAUUUACAGACAUUCCUGAAAGUCUUGUUUUUAUUAGCUGUCAUCAUAAUUAUUAUCUUAUAUAGAGUUUCCUCAUGCUCAUAUUGCUGUAUAUUUUGAUAUUUUCAUUUGAAUUGUUUUCAGCAUUUCGGUCAAGAAACUGUGUGAAUUAAUUUUCAGAAUUCUGAAACAAAAGCUUAAUAAAUUGCUAGCUGCCAGCAGCACUAGGUUUAUUUAAUAUUUAAUUAUUUUUUGCUUAUGGUUGUAAAAGAGGAGUUGUCCACUUAAGUUUAUGUAGUAGCUUUGUACUUUUGUUAAAUAUAAACAUACAAUAUAUUGUUUAUUUUCAUAGUGUAAAACAAAGCAUUUCAAAUUAACACUUUGUGUAUUUAUUAUGAAUAACACCUCUGCUCUUAAAAAUCCUGGAACGUUUUCCCCCGAACAGAUUGCAGUUUUUAUCUUAUGUGGAAAUCACAGGUGCUUGAUGUUUUUAACAUUUCUUUUCAUACAUGUAACUGAAAAAACCCCAAAUACUACAAUUAUUAGGUUAAAUACGUCAAGCGCCUGUGAUAUAAAGCCAAUAUUGCAAUAAACUGCUAUAGCAAUACAUGUAUCUUGUUUAUAAGAGGUCAUGAUAGAGAAGAAAAUCUAGUUGUAAUAUUUUAUAUGACGAUCGAGGUUUUGGCCCAGAAUUUUCUGUGUCCACCAAUAUACAGAAGAGCUCUGGAAACUUAACCUUGUUAGCAGCAUCAAUUAAGUUAUUUAGCUAUAAGAAGGGAUCAUUUUUAUCUUUAUUAAUUUUUUUUGUAUUCUUCAACAUUACUUAUGGAUCAACUCUUCUUUAUUCUGUCUAUCUCAUAUGUGAAGCUUAAUUAAUCUACUUAUUAAGAAAGACAUAUUUAUAUAGCAUCAAAAUAUUUAUAUAACAUCAAAAUAUAUUCAAUUGCCAAUUAUUUUGAUUCUCUAGUUCAUAAUGUUUUGUUCAUGAUUUUAUCUUUCACUAGUUAAUGUAGUAGUUUGCUGUGUAUACUUAGUAGAUUUAUAUCAUAAGACAAUGAUUGUACGUGUAUGUCAACAUCUGUGAUAAUUAUUCUGAACUCUUGUCUCAGUCAUACAACGUGAUAUACAUACCAGUGACCAUUGGAUGAACAUGUAUAGUUUUUUUUUACAUGCUGUAUGAUUUAAAAGGCAAGUUAUAGGAGUAUAAUAUCUUAUUUCAAUCUUACAGGCACAAUCCUUAUGGCAAUGGAAGUUUUCUUGUAGUUGAAAAGAAUGAAUCCAUGUGUCCUUUUACUAUUAUAUCAUAUUGAUCCUAUUAUAUCCUAAUUCACAAUAGUUGUUGAUAUAAUCAAUAUUUUUGUGUUCUGUAUCUUUGAUAUAAAAAAAUACAUAUACAUGUAUAUUAUUAUAGAAAAAUAAAUCUUUAAGAAGUU